Trichomonas vaginalis G3 is the source of this 411-nucleotide messenger RNA. RefSeq names its product organellar and viral DNA polymerase type B. Bases 1 to 411 code for a protein of 136 amino acids. The transcript has a single exon. The record is from RefSeq and is a predicted model, not a curated record. Lineage: Eukaryota; Parabasalia; Trichomonadida; Trichomonadidae.
AUGAUAUCAGUAGCAUUUCAUGGAACAAGAGCAUAUCUUAUAGACAAAAGUCUUAUACCAAUAGUUUUGUUAUGGUUAGACCUAGUUGUUGGAUAUAACUUCAUAACAUAUGGUUCAUUCGAUACGGAACGUUGCAGUGAAGGCUUACUUUACAUCGUUCAGAAACCGAAGGACUUCAAUACAAAGAGAUAUAAGAUAGGAAGAACAUAUAAUAUAACUCAAAGAUAUGACAGUACAGUCAAUAGAGUCAAGGUUGUGUUCGUUAAUGAUAUGAGAGCUGCUGAAACAGAACUGCUUGAAGUUUUUGAGAAAAUGUAUGGUGCUCCCACGAAAGGUAAAGAAACGUUUGAAGUAGAUAAGAUAGAUAAAGCUAUAAAAUUAUUUGACGAAGUUGCUGAAAAAUACAUGUAA